AUGAGUGCGGCGCCGUUGAACGUCGCCGCUGCGGCGGGCAGCGCAGCCCUGCGCGAGUCCAUCCUCGCGUCAGACACCACGACGGCACGCAUCCAGGAGGUGCUCCAGCGCAUCUCGAAUGACGCGAAGGACCUCGCACAGGCUUCCGUUCCUAUCAAGGUCCGCAUGACGGCGCUCUCCGCCGCGCACGACAACAUCGAGUCCGUGCGCAACGAGGCGGAAGGCAUCCUGAAGGCCAUCGCGCAGGCCCGGGAGCUCGCGCGCCGGCAGGGCACCGAGGACCUCAGCGCAGCGACGCACGACCCCAGCACGCUCCUCAAACGCCUCGACGAGAUCCAGACCUCCUCCAAGUACCUCGAGAAACACCUCGGGCUCAAGGUCGCGAAGGACGCACUGGCGGAGAUGAGCCGCGCGCGCACGCGCCUCCUCGACCAGUGCCUCGCGCUCACGAGCACCGAGCUCGGCACCUUCCAGCACCCGAUGCCGCUGUUGGACCUGCUGCGGGCCGCUGCUGCGGGCAGCGACGACGAGGACGGCGCCGCGGCCGCCAGGGGCGCGGUCGCGCGCGCGCACCCGUCCGCGCGCGCCCUCGACCCCGCGGCCGUCGAGAAGCUGCGCCCGCUCGUCUCCGCGAUGGUGGACGCCGGCGACGAGCGCUUCGCCACCGUGUGGGUGCAGCAGCGGCGACAGGCCCUGGAGACGACCUUCGAGGCCCUGCCGUGGGCGACGAGGCAGGACGCGCUGUCCGCGGCGGUGUACUCCCUCCCGAACGCGCCCCCGGAGGAGGUGGACAGGUGGGCCGGAGAGGCGGUGCUGGCGGCGCGCGCGAUGGCGUGUCUGGCGCCGGCGGAGGCGGCGGCGGCGGCGGACGUGCUGCCGUAUCGGCUCGCGCAGCAGUCGACGGAGGCGCUGCUGCAGAAGCCGCUCGCGGCGGUCGGGCAGCUGGCGCGCGGCGUGGCGGCAAAGGCGCCGCCGUCGCCGACCAAGGUGUUCGGGCUGCUGGCGGCGCACGAGGCGCUGCUGGUGCUGCUCGAGGAGCUGCGGAAGUGCUUCGGGGACGGCGAGGGGCCCGUGGUCCGCACGCAGGCUCUGGUCAACGACGUCGAGGCGACGGCCCGGCGGGAGUUUGAGUCUUUGGACGGCGCUGCGGUCGGGGAGGGCAUGGGCGCGGCCGGCCCCGCGCAGACGGCGACGGCCGCCGCGAAGGUCCCGGACGCGAGCGUGCACCCGCUCACUGCGAACACGGUCACCUACGUGCGCCUCCUGUUCAAGCACGGGGGGUCUCUGGGACUCCUCCUCGGGGACAAACCCCCGCAGUCCCCCGCAGACACCCCCGCGUCGCACAGGCGCGCGCGGUCCGCCGCGGAGCCCGGCCGGCUCGCGGUGGCGGUGCGGCGCAUCAUGAGCCGCCUCGAGGGCGAGCUGACGGCGGUGGCGGCGCAGUACAAGUCCCCGGGGAAGGCGGAGCUGUUCCAGAUGACGAACGCGGCGUUCGUGCUGUCCGCGGUGCGGCAGUGCGACACGCGGAACGUCCUGGACGCCGGGUGGUACGAGGGGCAGCGCGGGAGGGUGUUGGCGUACGCCGGGAAAUACAAAGACAAGUCUUGGGGCCCUCUGGUGCAGAGACUCGAGGCCGAGACCGCGGAGGUCGCGGAUCUGAAGAGCUUCGAGGGCCGGCUGCCGGACCGGCGGCGCGCGCCGAUCAAGGCGACGUAUGCCGCGUUCAAUUCAGGGUUGGCAAAGACCUGCGCGCAGCAGGCGCGGUGGUGGGUGCCGGACGGGGACCUGCGCGAGCGGCUGCGCAAGAGCGUGGCGAAGCAGGUCUGCGAGGCGUACGCGAGGUGGCUGGAGGCGACCCGGGGCCUUGCGUUCGCGCGGGACACUUCGAAGUCGAUAAAACACAAUCCCCAGCAAGUCCAUGACUUGGUGGUCUCGCAGCUCUUCGAGGGACGCAGCGCGCGGGGCGCGGGCGCCGCGGGCUCCCGCGCCACAUCCGUCGGCUUGACCGGCGCGGGAAACAAGCCGAUGCAGGUCGUCCGCGCGAUGUCCGCGGGCACAAAGCGCGCCGCUGCCGCCAUGGGAUCGGCCCUCCGCGCCGCCUCGCCGUUCCGGCGCCGCGACACCAGCGCCUCGCGGUCGAGCAGCAGCGUGCCGUCGUCGUCUCCGCGCAGCGCGAACGGCGCCCCGGCCCGCCAGGCGUGGAACCCGCACGCGGCCGCAGCGCCGCUGCGUGCGCCCGCGGCAGAGGUUGCUGAAACGCCCGCGGCGCCUGUGCGCCCGGGCUCCGCCGCGCCGGUGCGACCGCGCGCGGCAAAUGGCAGCGCCGCCCGCCCAGGUUCGGCACAAAACGGGACGUCGGUGCUGCAGAGUGGCGCGGGGAACGGAGGCGACGAUCCGGGCGCGUUCCAGGGGCAUGGGUUCCGGUUUCGGCCGUCGGUUGACGCGGACGCGGACGGCGUACGGCCUAUGGGUCGGCCGGGCCCGCCGCAGCGACCGCCAGGGGCGCCGCCAGCGCAGGGUGCAGCGCCUGGUGGGGCAGCGAAGCCGUUCGUGUACGUUCACGGCGCGGGAGGGUCCCGGAAGCAGACGCCGUCGCGGCGGAACACUGCGAACUCGAACGUGAGCGGCAGCGCGCGCGGCGCGGUGCCCAACAGCAACGAAGCCAAGCCAACCAAGGGAGGAGGUCUCGCAGCGAAGCUGCGCGGGAUAUCUCCGUUCAGGAAGCGCCCGCAGGGCGACGGGGCCGGCACCGCGGAGCUGGGCGCCGGGGGCCGUGCCGCGCCCCCCCGCACGGGCCCGUCGAUGCGGCCAGCAAUCGCGGCGCCUACAAACAGUGCCGGGCAGGGCCCGGGCGCGCCGCCCGCGGCGCGCAUGCCGUUGCGGCCCGGCGGGCGGGCUGCCACGCCGCAGGGCAACGGCCGGGCGGCGCAGGGCGCCCCGCAGACCGCCCCGCAAGCGUACACUUAUGCGCACGGGCAGCCUGCCGCUCCGCCGCAGCAGCCGAAGGCGCACGCGUACCAGCACGGCGCGCCAUCGGCGGGGCAGCCGCGGCCUGUGAAGCGCGCGCCGCCGCAGGCGACGCGGCCGCAGGGCGGCGCGGGGCGCGCGGCGGUGUUUGGGGCAGCGCAGAAUGCGAGGGAGGAGCUGCUGGGGGCGCGGGCGGCGGCGACGCGGACGGCGCGGGCGGCGCGGACGAUGGCGGAGGGGCUGGGGCGCGUGGACGGGGAGCUGGGCGCGGCGCGUGGCGGGUUCGAUGCGGAGGACCUCACAUAG
Messenger RNA from Pedinophyceae sp. YPF-701, 3273 nucleotides. The record is from the annotation of a GenBank genome assembly. Lineage: Eukaryota; Viridiplantae; Chlorophyta; Pedinophyceae.